Messenger RNA from Phytomonas sp. Hart1, 165 nucleotides. Lineage: Eukaryota; Euglenozoa; Kinetoplastea; Trypanosomatida; Trypanosomatidae. The record is from the annotation of a GenBank genome assembly.
AUGUUUUAUUCAUUGAUUAAUAUAAUACAUAGACAUUCGAUUGAGUGUUUGCUUACAGGUUUUAAUCAUAAUAUGAAUAUGGAAAAUAUAUUUAAUUUGUACAAAAGAACUGAAACUCAUAUUCGAUCUGUUGAUUUAUUUAAUCACUCUAUUUAUUUACGUUAA